Messenger RNA from Spirometra erinaceieuropaei, 787 nucleotides. Lineage: Eukaryota; Metazoa; Platyhelminthes; Cestoda; Diphyllobothriidea; Diphyllobothriidae. The record is from the annotation of a GenBank genome assembly.
AUGACCAGUCCUGAUAUUUCAAUGGACAAAUUCUACGAGGAUCUGCACGCCCUCCUGGCGUCCGUGCCGACGGCGGAUAAGUUGAUUGACUUUAACGUCAGCGUAGGCACAGACCGUGCUGUAUGGAGAGGAGUGCUGGGUCCCCAUGGUCUCGACAGCUCAAAUGGCAAUGGCCUGUUCCUCCUACGAACCUGCGGCAAACACCGGCUCAUCCUGACCAACACCUACUUCCGUAUCCCCAUGCGAGAGAAGGCCACCUGGAUGCACCAUCGGUUGCGAUACUGGUAUCUGCUGGACUGUGCCCUCGUCUGAAGGCGGAAGCAGCGGGACGUGCUGGUGACAAAGGCGAUCCUGGGUGCCGACGGGUGGACCGACCAUCGUCUCACAAGUGCAGAUUUGUCUACAGCAUCGCAGGAGACCCCAAGGUAAGCGACUCCCAGGUAAGCUGGAUAUUACUUUGUUGUCUUUCCCUGCUAACCAUAUCCAUUUCAGCAACGAACAAGCCCGAAGCUUAGCUCGUCUUCCACUUGCCGCCGCCGCCGCCGCCGCUAAUGAGAACGCCUCCGUGGAGAACCGAUGGUGCCAACUGCGGGACACAGUUCAGUCGAUGGUUCUGGCUGUACUCGGUCACGCAGGUCGCGAACACCAGGACUGGUUCGAUGGCAACAACGCCGCCAUCAGCAAACUGAUUGCCGAGAGCGGCUAUCCAGACUACUCUUCUACGAAAACGCCUCCACAAGUUCCCGCCGACAAAGAGGCCAGGUCUGUCGAUACAAGGACACUCUGA